Molecule: messenger RNA, 7757 nt
Organism: Rattus norvegicus (Norway rat)
Lineage: Eukaryota; Metazoa; Chordata; Mammalia; Rodentia; Muridae
Gene: Tbl1xr1
Product: TBL1X/Y related 1
Exons: 16
Coding region: 227-1771 (514 amino acids)
Biological process (GO): fat cell differentiation; positive regulation of transcription by RNA polymerase II; proteasome-mediated ubiquitin-dependent protein catabolic process
Cellular component (GO): nucleus; nucleoplasm
Molecular function (GO): transcription corepressor activity; transcription cis-regulatory region binding; DNA binding
Source: RefSeq, marked provisional
GACCAGGUAGGGCCUUCCUGAGGACACUUGUCUUACCAGUGUUUCACCAGGAGCUCCUGGUGAAGUACAAACUGCACUCUGUUCGUACUGAAUUGGUGAGGCUUUCCAAAUGAUCCUCAGCAACGUGUGAUUGGAGGUUGGACAUCCGGUUGCACAUCCUCACAUCAAUGCACUGCCAAUGGGUUAUGUCCUGUGUUGUGACCUCAUGGUUUAAGUGGGAAUAAAGAUGAGUAUAAGCAGUGAUGAGGUCAACUUCUUGGUAUAUAGGUACUUGCAAGAGUCAGGAUUUUCUCAUUCUGCAUUUACCUUUGGUAUAGAGAGCCAUAUAAGUCAGUCCAACAUAAAUGGUGCCCUCGUCCCACCCGCUGCACUCAUCUCUAUCAUCCAGAAAGGCCUGCAAUAUGUAGAGGCAGAAGUUAGCAUAAAUGAGGAUGGCACCUUAUUUGAUGGUCGACCCAUAGAGUCUCUGUCCCUGAUAGAUGCUGUCAUGCCCGAUGUCGUCCAAACAAGACAACAAGCCUACAGAGACAAGCUUGCACAGCAACAUGCAGCCGCUGCUGCAGCUGCUGCCGCAGCCACUAACCAGCAAGGCUCUGCGAAAAAUGGAGAGAACACAGCCAAUGGGGAGGAGAAUGGAGCACACACCAUCGCAAAUAAUCACACGGACAUGAUGGAGGUGGACGGGGAUGUGGAAAUCCCUCCCAAUAAAGCGGUUGUGCUUCGGGGCCAUGAAUCGGAAGUUUUCAUCUGUGCCUGGAACCCUGUUAGUGAUCUCCUGGCAUCAGGGUCUGGAGACUCCACUGCAAGAAUAUGGAACCUCAGUGAGAACAGCACAAGUGGCCCCACACAGCUGGUGCUUAGACACUGCAUACGGGAAGGAGGGCAGGACGUUCCCAGUAACAAGGAUGUCACCUCUCUAGAUUGGAAUAGUGAAGGUACACUUCUAGCAACUGGGUCAUAUGACGGAUUUGCCAGAAUAUGGACUAAAGAUGGUAAUCUUGCCAGCACCUUGGGGCAGCAUAAAGGUCCUAUAUUUGCAUUAAAAUGGAAUAAGAAAGGAAAUUUCAUCCUAAGUGCUGGUGUAGACAAGACCACCAUCAUUUGGGAUGCGCAUACUGGAGAAGCCAAGCAGCAGUUUCCUUUCCAUUCAGCCCCAGCACUGGAUGUUGACUGGCAGAGCAACAACACCUUUGCAUCUUGUAGUACAGAUAUGUGCAUUCACGUCUGCAAAUUAGGACAAGACAGACCUAUCAAAACAUUCCAGGGACACACGAAUGAAGUAAAUGCUAUCAAAUGGGACCCAACUGGCAAUCUCCUAGCCUCCUGUUCAGAUGACAUGACAUUGAAGAUAUGGAGUAUGAAGCAAGAUAACUGUGUUCAUGAUUUACAAGCACAUAAUAAAGAAAUUUAUACUAUUAAAUGGAGUCCAACAGGACCAGGGACAAAUAAUCCGAAUGCCAACCUUAUGCUAGCAAGUGCAUCCUUUGAUUCUACAGUUAGGUUAUGGGAUGUAGACCGAGGGAUUUGCAUCCAUACUUUGACAAAACAUCAAGAGCCUGUGUACAGUGUGGCUUUUAGUCCUGAUGGCAGGUAUCUGGCAAGUGGUUCUUUUGACAAGUGUGUGCACAUCUGGAACACACAGACAGGUGCUCUAGUUCACAGUUACAGGGGAACAGGUGGGAUUUUUGAAGUUUGCUGGAACGCAGCAGGAGACAAAGUUGGAGCCAGUGCUUCGGAUGGUUCAGUUUGUGUCUUAGAUCUUCGGAAAUAGCGUUACUAGUUGGAAGCCAUGGACCGACUAUGAAUGUGUACAUAGCCACAAGACUAUCCCUGACCCACAUAACUGCUAUAGUCCCAUUUGAACCAUGGCCAGUCCACUACAGCCAAAUCUAAGAGAAAUAUAUACAUGCAGUGUAUAUGAACACAGCUGUACCCUGAAGAUGACAGUCUCGUCCCAGCUUGUGAAUUCUGCUCACCAAGUGCUGGGAUCUAACCUGCUGUGCCCCUAAGUAGUGUUUAGAAGUUUGGAUAUGGAAACCAGAAGAGAAGGAAUAUGCGUUAUAAGAGCAAACCACACAUGUCCCAGUUUUGAAUAUCAAUGACAGCCUUGUUUCUCCCCUUUGAAUCAGCAGACACCAUGGAUUAUAUUUUUUCCCCUUCAGUAGUGCGCAGUUUGUAUGUACAGAGAACAUGGACUUAACAGAAGCUUGCGGCAGUAGUUGGUUCUUGCUUCCAAGUUUGUUUUUGGUUUAGAUUACGGAUGCAUGAAGUAAGGGAGUGAAUCAUUUUCUUGCUUUUUUUUUUCCUCACCUUUUAAACAAACAAACAAAAAAUAAUCUUAAAAAUAUUUUCCUGCAUUCUUUGGAAGAGGUAGAUGUUUGGUACAUUUGAUGGCUCCCAGAGCAUAUACUCAAUAGGUGCAUAUUGUGGAGGGAAUUGGAAUAAUAGGAAACUGCAUGACUUUUGUCAUGUCAUUCUCUGAUACACAUCAGCAAAGGGUGUUAUGUUAUCUUUGUUUUGGGUUUUUUGUUUUAGUUCUUUGUGUGUGUGUGUGUGUGUGUGUGUGUGUGUGUGUGUGUGUGUGUGUGUGUGUGAAAGAGAUGGGGGGCUUAAGUAAAAUAGUUUCUUUUUGGGGACGUAUUUCUGCCAAUUAAAGACUAGAAGGGCACAACCUUUUUUUUAAAAAUACCAUAAAGAAGAGACUUUUUUUUAAAAAAAAAAUCUUCUGAUGUUUUGUAGCCAUAACUAAAUUAUGGUUAAAAUGUGCACUAUUGUGAGAAGGAGCAACGUAGUUUGGGGCUUUUAUUUUAUUUUUUUAUUUUACCAUUUGUCUGUUUUACUUUGUUUCUUAAGAGAUUAAAAUAUUUCUGGAUAAGGAUUAGCUUCUCAAAGUGUCCAUCAUUCUGUAUAGAAGCUUAACUAUGUAAUGUAACCAGAUUCCAGUGUUAAAAGUCUCUCCUGUUAGCUUUCUUUUUACAAAGCAAGAUUACAGCAUAUAACACUGCCAUUACAUGGCUAAAUGUUUGCUACCUUCGUUUUGAAAACAGUUUUUAAAGGCUUGCUUUGAGGUGUUUUUGGAUAGCAGUGAUGGAGAAUUUAGGAGAAGUGUGGCCGAGGCUAGCCCUCUGCCUGCGUCUAUGGCGCCAAAGCUGCACUUUGUCAAGCAACAUAGAUCUAAGCUGCUGCUGUUUCCAGUAGUCACUACUAUAUCAUGUCUUUUUACUCUUGUUUAUAUCAAGUAUUCUUUUUUAAAUCUAGGUAUCCAAUCAGAUCUCUUCUGUUCAGCUAAAAGUAAAAUAUACCUACAAAUGUUCACUAGAGGCUGUGUUUGUGAAGGUGAUGACAGGACAGUUGAUAUUAAUGGAAGAACCCAGGAACAUUGAUUCUGGAGAGAGAAAGAACAGUUGUCAAAUUUAUAUCUUUAAAUUUUUAAUUAAGAAAUUGCUUAGCAAAUUUAUAACACUAUUUGUGUCAGUAGUUGUUUUGAGGCCUUUGACUCAUAAGUCCCACCCUGUGUUCUACGAAGCGGCUCUAGCCCAGCCCCACAGCUUUGAUGCUCUGUAUUUGCUGCCUUGCUCUUUACAAAACAGCGUUGAUUGACGCAGGUCUUGGCUUCACUAAGGUAGGGUGGCAUUUGCUUUUGGUAAAGAAGAUGAAUACACUUAAAUUUGACAUCGUUAUAUCUUCCCCAUUGUUGGUGGGGACUAUGAUACUGUAAUAAUUUUAAGAGUUGCAUCCAGAGAGGCAGUCAUCUGUGGUUUGUGCCAGGUGUUUUUAGGGUUCGAUCACAUUGAGAUAUUUAGAACCCGUUGCUCUGUGGCUCUGUAGGAAUUCUAAAAUGCUGAGUGUCUGGCACUUAAGAUUUUGCUUUUACUGCAAGAGGGUCACAUCUGUUGGCCUCUAUUGUUUAAAAAAAAAUAAUAAAAAUAAAAAACUGUGCAAUAAUUUUUAAACGUGCUCCCAGGAAUAGACACAAACGUUUUGAGUAUGCCUAAGCUGCAUCUCCUUCAGCGAUGCAUUUGUCAAUUGCACUGAAUCUGAACCUGAAAGUCAGAGGUGAUUGUUGAUAGUGCUUUUGUAUUUUGAUAUGGACAUUUUAUUCAUUUGCAUACAGUCAUUGACGUUCUUCCCAGCUGAUUCAAAGACAGUCACAAAUUCCUGAAAUACAGCUGCCGGAAUGACAGCUGAAUUUUCUGAUAUUGUCUUGCUCUCUGUUGGGUGUGUGUUUAUUGGUUUGUUUUGUUCUGUUUUAUUUUUAUUUUUUUCCUAUUUCUUUGGCUAUUUUCCUUCAGCACACUAGCUGUGAUAGAUUGUCUGAUAGAAGUGCAGAGCUUUGCUAUCCCAGAGCCUCGGGUCUUUCUCUCGCAGAUGUGGCUGAAGACGUCCACCUUUAGGCUGGUUCUCCGUGAGCGUAGGACUGUGUGCUUUGCUGCUGCUCUCAGUGUCACUGUAGCCUGCUGACGUGCCACAAUGCUGCUCCACAGACACCAUACCACGUCUCCACCCGAGCAGUCAGAUGAUCACCGGAGACCACACUUGAGUGUUGUCAAGUGCUGUCAUGGGGUUCUCACUUUCCUUCUUGUCCUUUUCUGAAGAUGCAAAGUCCAGGAGUCUUUCUGUGGUGUUCAUUUAGAUCAUUGUUUUAUAUGCUACUGUAAAGAAGUGAGGAAGGAGAGGGAAAUGAAUAGCACUGAUUACAGUAGACUGGAGGGUGCGGUCUACUGCCACCCAUGAAAGGCAGGAAGGAACCUGUGUACUCCAUGCUGGAGACUCUUGGGGACUUAGGUUUACCCCACUCCUGUUCUCCAUGAUCAGGUAAUAUCAUUGACUUUCAAAUGAUUUAGGGGUGGUAACUGGAAUAGAUAUUAGAGUGUAGCAAAUUCUGUUUUCAUGAGUUAUCCUCUAGGUGAAUAUGUUUUAGGAUUAAACACCUUUUACAGAUACUGAAAGUGCCUCCUUUUGUGGUAUACAAAAAACAAAUUAUGGUGCAAAAAGUAAUCAAUAGAUUGAAUCACAUGAAGGGUUUUUUGCUUUUUGACAUAAAAAUGUCAAGAGACAGGCCAAAGAUUUGUACUUUUCACUUAUAAAGCACUCCUUUUUUUCCUUAAGAUUCUUUCUGUCGAUCAGAUUUAAUGAAAGAGUACUAUUUUUAAGGAGCUAUCUGUUUAUGUAGAAUGAUUUUGUUAAAAGAGUAAUGUAAACUAUGAAUGAGGAGUAGAGGCCCGCGGAGGACUGGGCCUUUUGCUAUUUAAAGGAAUCACGGAUGACCAGGCUUCUGUAAGCACACACGGCAACUUCUACUAAGUGCAUAGGAAAAGCAUCUCAUACAGUGCUGUCUUGCUCUUUUAAAGACCAUUUAUGUUUUUGUAAGCGCAUUGCACAUUUCCACAGAAGCUGGAUUCUCAGGAGCUCAGCGGUACUUGCCCAGUUGCCGCAGAAAUCCUGCCUCCGUGGACCAACAUCGUGGCACAGCAGCAAAAGCCAGCUUAUGGGGGCUACCAGCCAGCCUACAGAGACCCUGGGGGUGGUUUUCUGUUUGUUCUUCAUUCCCUCCUUUUGUCUGAAAUCAUCAGGGAGGGAUCAGUAAUAGCUCUGAAGUGUCACAUUUAAUAUCAGUCUUUUAAUACACAAUCCUAGUCAAAUGUAGGAGAGAAAAAAAGGGGAGUGCUCACAUUUUUUAAUCUACUCGUUUAGAAUCCGGUGUCUCUACAUAGCAGUUCUGAGGUUUUCAUGGCAGUCUUUAUCUCUGCCCUUCUGUGACAGUGUUGAAGCAGGAUGAAUAAGUAGGCUUUUGUUGUGUUUUGUUUUUAAACCUAGCAAGGUGUUUCAUAUUUUCUUUGGGAUUUCUCAUUAAGUUUGAGGAAACAUUCUGCAUGUUCUAUCUGGUGUGCUUUUUUUCAUCUCAUUACAAACAGGCAGAGUUCAUUGUGUAUCUCUGCCAUCCUUAAAUACAGAAGUGAUUUUCUUUCCUGACUUUGACAUUGUUGCUAUAUAUAAUGUUUUCAUUUGAGUUUUUGCAAAUCAUUUGGGUCUAAUUCUGUGAGCCUACCUUAGUACUGGGUGACGAUGUCUGCAGCCUUUCUUUAGUUCCACAGUUAACUUUAAAGCUGUUGUAGAAGUGUAAACCAGCCCAUGACAGUUUUUUUGUACACGCUUAAGAACUUUAUUGUUCAAUUUUCAUGAUGAUUGUGUAAGGAAGACUGAUACAGAUGUCUAUCUCUCCUGGACCAUGUCAAUGACACUUACGAUGUAUUUUGGUUCCACAUCACAGUGAUUUGUCCCCGAUGACCCUUUGACCCUUUCCAGGCACAUUUUGUGUGUGUGUGUGUGUUGUUGUUGUUGCAGUUUUCCCUUUGCAUUGUAUUGCUUUGACAACUGUAAUUUGAAUCAGAUCUGAAAGAGGUCCAGAAUAAAAUAUAUUUUGAUAUUAUGUUGGCUGUGUACGUAUAUAAAACCUUUGCUAUCUAUGUGGUUUGUAAAGACUAGUCGAGUAAGGAGAGGGAUGGUGUUUGUUUACAAUUUCCUGUUUACAUUUCAAUUGCGUUUAUCCCCCACUAUUCAGUGUAGAAUAGAUAAUUUUGCUUCCAGAGUCUUCCCUACUACAGCCUAUCUGUCCUAGCUCUUACUAUCUCCAGUGAAUAUAACUGCCAUGGGAAUCACUGUUUUCAUAAACAUUGUUUCCAAGAUGUAUACUUUAAAGAAGCCCAUAGAUGAAUUUAAAGUUUUUGCUAUUUUAUUACUUCUUGCAGGGGAUAAGAUUUUUUAAAAUGAAGGGAUUAUUUUCUAUAUUUGUUAAAUAAUAGCAUGUACUCAGCUAAGGGUAAUGAUGACUCCUGAGUGAUUUUGAAAUACUGAUAGUUUAUUUAGAGGACUUCACACAUGAACUAAUAAGACUUCAGAUUCACUGUUAGCUUAGCAUCCAGUAGCACAAGGCACACCAAGUAUGUGGCCGACGGCUUUCAGCACAGGAGCUCUGCCCUUCCUGCUGCACUCCUAUCCAUGCCAACCAAACAUGCCACAGUGGUUUCCACCUGUAGCUGAUUGCUGACCUUACUACAAAUCUAGUAACAGAUGAGGAACAUCCCAAGGCACCAUCCAGCCUCAGUUACUGCCAACUCCUAUAGAUCGUUUCCUUGGUCAAGUUGCCUUCUCCAUGCCCUCCGCCUUUCUUCUGUUUUCUUGGUAGAUACAGGCUGCUGUAGCCUUGUUGUGCUCUCAUUGCAACUGCUAAAGCUAGCAACCUUUAGUUGUCAAGGGGUUCAUUUCUAUUGCAUGGCAUAGGUUGUUAAUGACAUUCUGUUUUUACACUUCUCCAGAAAGCAUUGGGCCGCCAAGGAUUAGAGUCCACUUGAGCCUAAAGUUAAGCAGAAGUUCAUUGAGCCACCAUUGCAGAGAGGUUACUUUUGAUUUCAUAGUUCUUAUACUUUAUCAUGAAUUAGAUUUCUUACCUACUAUAAUAUGUAGCUGAUUAAAGUUUACUGGUUUUUUUUUUUUUUCCUAUAUAUUCAUCUGAAAACGACAGUAGAGGAAAAGCCAUUAUGGACACUUGAUUUUGUGGUGCUUUUCUCUGCUGUACCGAGGCACUGUCAACAGUAAAAAUGUUAACCCUAUGCUACCUUUCCCUGCAUGCUUCUUUAAAUGUCAUCUACCAAUGCUUAAUUGUCCUAACUUGUAAUAUUUUUGUAUAAAAUUUUUUAGGAGUUCCUUGUAAUUUCUUUAUAAUUUAAAAUAUAUUAAACACAAAGUGUUUAGUAAAG